UACAAGCAAACAAUAACAGGUCAUAAAUGCCCAACUAAACUACUGUAAUAACAUAAAUCAAAUGUAAACAGGCCACUUUCUUCUUCCACUCACAGGACGUCUCACAAAAAUAAGGAGGCCACGUGACCUGUUCGAGCGAAGAUAAACUUGGAGGGAUGAUUAGCUAAAAGUCAACAGUCAUCGUCAGCAGCAGCAUUGUUAUUUCCAUGUAUUAUUAUUAUUAUUGUUAUCAUUAUUAUGAGUGUCAUUCCAGAAUGACUCCUCCUAAGGGUACUUGAUUCCACUUCCGGGAUCACUCUUAGGCAACUGACCCACUUUACCUCCGCCUGACUUUAUAAAUAAGCCUUGGCGGAAGACCACACACAGCGAGUUGUGGUGCGACGACGAGGACGACGAACUUUCCUCGUCUUGGUUCUUUUUUCUUUGAUUUUUUUUAAACAUCUUCUUACCUGAGCAGGUGAACUGAAGACAGCAUGGCGGACAACGUUCAGCUCGGCAGCUCGGUAACGUCGGAGCUCCGGGCGAUGUUCUACAUGCUGUCGCCCAACGAGUCGUCCUUCGAGAAGGUUGAAGACGUUCCCGAGUACGUUCAUCAGGCCAAUCCUUUCUUCAUCGGGCUGAUCAUCCUGGAGAUGGUGCUUGGCAUGUUCCUGUCAGAAGCUCCGCUGUACAACAUGGGUGAUGGAAUCAUCUCCAUAUCUUUGGGGAUAAUAUCCAGACUCCCGCUGGUGCUGAUGCGAGGCUGCGAGUUGUCGGCCUACGUGUACGUGUGGGACCGCUACCGCCUGCUGGAACUGCCCUGGGACUCCUCCUGGACCUGGCGCUUCGCCUUCCUGGCAGUGGACUUCUGCUACUAUUGGUUCCACCGCUUAGCCCACGAGGUGUCCAUCUUGUGGGCGGCUCACCAGGUUCACCACAGUUCCGAGUACUUCAACUUCAGCACGGCCCUGCGGCAGCCGCUCACCCAGCAGCUGACAUCCUGGAUUUUCUACUUGCCCAUGGCUCUGGCAGUGCCCCCUUCGGUCUUUGCUGUCCACAUCCAAUUAAAUCUGCUUUUCCAGUUCUGGCUGCACACGGAGGUGGUCCGAGACCUGGGACCUCUAGAGUGGAUCUUCAACACUCCAAAGCAUCACAGAGUUCACCACGGGAGGAACAAGUACUGCAUUGACAAGAACUACGGUGGCAUUCUCAUCAUAUGGGACCGAUUGUUUGGCACUUUUGCUGGAGAGGAGGACAAGGUGCGGUACGGCUUGGUCUUCCCCAUUAACUCCUUUGAAAUCAUCACGAGUCAGUUCCACUACUAUUUGUACUUGUGGAGAAAGUCCACCACCUACGCCAGCAUCAGCGACAAAGUGUCAACAUUCGUCAACGGUCCAAGCUGGCUGCCUGGUAAGCCUCGGCUGGGCGACCACGAGUUGGUUCCAGAGGUGACUGGAGAGGAAGUGCCUCAUGAUCCCAGCUGCUCGCUGCCCUUACAAGUUUAUGUGGUGACACAUUUCCUGCUGGUGCUGCAUACUUACCACCAUCUGUUUGAAAACCAAGCGAUACUAACACAGUUCAGCAUCCUGGGGGUGAUCGGCUAUAUCCUGCUGACGCUCACCUCCAUUGGUUUCAUCAUGGACCAGAGGCCGUCGGCGUCCAUGUUGGAGAUGCUGCGCUGUGCUGCCAUGGUGACGAUGUUGCGCUACAAUCACUUGAAGCUCCCCUAUUCUUCCCUGGCGAUGCCCACGCAGGAAGCCUUUUGCAGGCGUUGAGAGUGUCUGCUCCUGUGCAUGUCGCUCCUGUGCAGGCCUUUGCCUCCCUCUCGCUGCUCUACUGGGCGAUGCAGAUCUUCUGUCAGCUGCUCUCCGUCAACAGGAAGUCUGACUGAAUGUGACCCGCGGACCGGACCAGCUCACACUGUGCCACCGUCUUUUUUUUGCCUUUUAAAGUCUUUACUAACAAAGUAAAAAAACAUUAAAAAAAGUCAAACUAACAGAGGAAAUAUAUUUACCACCAUAUUGUGUUUACUUUUCUUUUUGUUUCUAAUCCUAUCUUGUAUUUAAAAGGACACACGGUAACUCAUUUUUAUGUGGAACCUGUGGAACUCAUGCAAAUGACCACCCGCUUUGUUUGCUUCUCAGGGGAAACAAUGGAAUUCCAAAUCAUCUGUUCCAGGGUCAAGCUGCGGCCAUCAUAAGACAUUUAUGAACUGUACAGGCAAUGUUUUAAGUAACAGUGCAACUGUCGUAAAAGUGUACCAAGAAGCUACGCCGGGGGCGUUUUUCCAGCGAGGGCCACAUAGUGGAAAAAUGAAAGACUGCAACUUAGCCACUUAGAUGUUUUGUAAAGCAACACAUGUACGUAUGCUAACACGUUUCAGGGCUGUAAAACCCCUCAGCAUACACGUUAUGCACUUUUCUCAGACAGGAAUGAACAUUUUGUCACUCCCGUGACCGUGUCUUUUGUCGUGGCGUUGUUCCGCUGUACUGUAGUGUUUUUGUUUACAUGUUGCUGCAGACAAACCGAAGAUUCAUUCACAAGCUAGCAAUCAAGCAAGCUAGCGAUGACACAGGAGACACGGCAGGGCGGCACGUAGGAGAUUGAUUGACAAUGGUGUACAGAAGAAAACAAUGGGCGGUGCAGACAGACGAGAGAGGGAAGAGAGACACUCAACUUCCCACAAUGCAAUUCUCCUUAAAGGGCCAAGCUCGGCCUUUUUUGUAUUACGGCGUUCAUGCGCUGUAAUACAAAAAGAGGCACUAAAAGAAUCUGCGAAAGGUGAAUGGCAUUAGAGUGAGGGAACGCUGCUUAGCUGCGUUUCUUCCCAUUUCUGCUGUUGCUUAUUUCAACAUGUUCCAGCUAUUUAAACAUUGUUUUUGUAAAGUUUCUUUCUUGUAAUUAUGGAUUUAUUUCCAUCACAUUUGGACUCUCGUAAUAUUAGGUCUUUUUCCGCAACCUCAUUUUCCAAAAAUUCCAACUUUAUUUGUCGUUUUGUUUGCUUUUUAUAAUAUUGCAACUUUUUUUCUUUAACAUUUCAGUGUUAUGCUACUAAAAUUAUAUCAUUUUUUUCCAAAUAAUGUCACAUUAUUCUGGUAAAAUAUACAUUUUUUUUCUCUUAAUAGUUUUCCUUUUUUCUUGUAAAAUGACUGAAUUGACAUAAAAUGACUCAUUUUUGAGUUUUCUUGUUUAAUAAAAUGUGUAGAAUGUGCUGUGGGCCAAUAAGAACAACAUCCCCCGCCCCACACGGCCUCUAGGCUGCGCUUUGAACACCCCUGAGCUAAGAAGUCGAAUGUGACAGACGGACACACAACGCGUCCUCAUUCCAUCAGUGGCUUGGACACUGCUAGCAAACACAUUCCUGACCCGUGUCUGGUCAGGCGUCUUCAUCGGGUGAGUGCUUUUACUUGAUUUUACUUUUACUUUGCUGCUUUUUACACUCGUAAAACAAACAUGACUUCAUGUUAUGAUAGAAGUUUUACGAUAGUCACAGCUUGACACUGGAACGGAUGAAGUGACUUUGUGUUAUUUCCUACGGGGUGGGGAAGCAUCAAGGAGCAAAUUGUGUUGACUUGACUGUACUGUAAGAUGCACAUCCCGGUAGUGCUGCAUGUUGUAUCUCUUACUACUAUGCCUGAUAACUAUGAACCUCACGCUUUUUAUUUUGGAUGUACGAGUGGAUCAUUAGAGCAUGUCAGGUGAAUUGGCAGCAAAAUGUGAAUUUUGAAUUUUAAAUUUGAAUUUCCAAAAAAAAAAGUACCGCCUCUGUGGUGGUCCAAAGGUAUUUGUGGCAGCCGACACAAAUAUAAAGUCAUGAAUGGGAAACACUGCCAUGUGUGCUGCCAAUAACACCACUGCUACAGCACUAAUGAUGCCACAUGCUGCAGUGCUGCAGCUCCGGAGGAAGGAGCGCCCACUGCAGGCCCAAGUGGAAGAAAUAAUAAGGUGCAGAAUAAUGUGAACGAGGAGGGGAGGGAUAAUCCAGAUAAGCUUUGCAUCCGCUCCCCCAGUUUCCAUGUCCAUCACCCUCACAUAUGUCCCCCAUAGCCGAGUCCUCCACCUGGACCAAGUGUUGUCCAGACCUUGUGUGGGAGUGAGAUGUUCCACAGCAGAUGGUGCUAUUUCCUCUCCCGUCACUGCGCGUCAUCAUCUUCGUUACCAGAUGCACGGGAAAUUGUUGAUGUUUGCCACACGAGCUGCGAAUCAGUCAAAUAAGUCAAAACUGACCGCUGAAAUCGCACUCUGCUUUGUUGUGGUUGAUGUUUGAAAGCUUUAUGAGGCACCCAACCUGUGCAGAUGAUCAAUGACUAACUCCUGUGAUGAUGUGAAUGUCUUACUAGUGUGUAGCUAGACAACCAAUGAAAGCCUGUUGUCUUUUUUCAUGUCCAUUGGUCCCCAGAACUGUCCAUCAAGCUCGUACUGUACUUUACUUCAGGCCGUAUUAGAAGGUCAUGUGUCCAUCAGAUGAUUGACAAUAAAGGUAUA
Dunckerocampus dactyliophorus (ringed pipefish) is the source of this 4464-nucleotide messenger RNA. RefSeq names its product alkylglycerol monooxygenase (gene agmo). Gene Ontology annotation, molecular function: iron ion binding; oxidoreductase activity. Bases 474 to 1754 code for a protein of 426 amino acids. The transcript is spliced from 13 exons. Gene Ontology annotation, cellular component: endoplasmic reticulum. Gene Ontology annotation, biological process: lipid biosynthetic process. Lineage: Eukaryota; Metazoa; Chordata; Actinopteri; Syngnathiformes; Syngnathidae. The record is from RefSeq and is a predicted model, not a curated record.